AUGGCAAGAUCAAUCAUACCUACAUUAAAUAAACUUAAUCAAAAUGCUGGGAAAUUAGCAACAAGAUCAUUUAGUUCCCUUUCAAGACAACAACAACAACGUCCUUAUUUAAACCGUAAAAAAAUCCAAUCAAAAAGAUUAUUCCAUUCAUCAACUCCAAAAUUAGCUGUAAAAGAUCCUUAUGGAACAUUAGGUGUUGAUAAAAAUGCAUCAUCAUCAGAAAUUAAGAAAGCUUAUUAUAAAUUAGCUAAAAAAUUUCAUCCAGAUAUUAAUAAAGAAGAUGAUGCACAAAAAAAAUUUCAUGAUAUUCAAGGUGCUUAUGAAAUUUUAUCAGAUGCUGAAAAAAAACAACAAUAUGAUCAAUUUGGUGCUAGUGCAUUUGAUCAAAAUGGGAAUAGUGCAUAUGGUGGUGGUAAUCCAUUCGGUGGUGCAGGAGGAUUCGGUGGUGGUAACCCAUUUGGUGGUGCAGGAGGAUUUGGUGGUAUAAAUUUUGAAGAUUUAUUUGGUUCAGCAUUUGGUGGAGCUGGACGUGGUAGAGGUCGUGGUGGAGCAGGUUCAUCAUUUGUUACUGAAUAUAGAGGUGAUGAUAUUGAAAUUUUAAAAUAUUUAACAUUUAAAGAAGCUAUAUUUGGUGUUAAAAAUUCUAAAGUUAAUUAUAGUGUCUUGGAUAAUUGUUCAAGUUGUAAAGGUUCUGGAUUGAAAAAAGAUAAGAAAAAAUCAACUUGUUCUUCAUGUGGUGGUACUGGUUCCACAGUUCAUUAUAUGCAAGGUGGAUUCCAAAUGGCUUCAACUUGUAUGAGUUGUGAAGGUUCAGGUGUUUCAAUUAAUCCAAAAGAUGCAUGUAAUACAUGUCAUGGUGAUGGUGUUUCACAAGCUACCAAAUCUACAGAAGUUGAUUUACCACCAGGAUUAAUUGAUGGUAUGAGAUUAAGAGUUAGUGGAGAAGGUGAUGCACCAAAAAUUACUACAGGACCAGGAAUUCGUACAACAAAAGGUGAUUUAAUUAUUAGAAUGAAAGUUAAACCUGAUUCAAGAUUUCAAUUGUCAGGUUCUGAUAUCAUUGUUAAAACUCAAAUCCCAUAUACAACUGCUGCAUUAGGUGGUCAAGUUGAAAUUCCAACAGUUGAUGGACCAAUAGUUAGAUUAAAAGUUCCAUCAGGUACCGAAACUGGUUCAAUUUUAUCAAUUCAUGGUAAAGGUGUUCCAAUUAGAAAUAAUAUUAAUAAUCGUGGUGAUUUGAAAGUUCAAUUUAAUGUUAAAGUAUUGAGACCUGAUGGAGCUGCACAAACUGCAUUGUUAGAAGCAUUAGCAGAUUCAAUUGGUGAUACCACAGCAAAACGUACAAAUUUAUGGAAAAACACAUCAGAAGAAUCUAAUGAUGCUAGUUCAAAACAAGAAAAUGAUCAUCCAUCAAAUUUGAAAAAAAUUGAAAAUUUUAUAAGUGAUGCCUUUAAACGUAUUACACAUAAAAAAGAUGAAAAAUAA
This is a messenger RNA of Hansenula ciferrii, 1485 nucleotides long. RefSeq names its product Chaperone protein. Gene Ontology annotation, molecular function: heat shock protein binding; ATP binding. Gene Ontology annotation, cellular component: cytoplasm. The transcript has a single exon. Gene Ontology annotation, biological process: response to heat; protein refolding. The record is from RefSeq and is a predicted model, not a curated record. The coding region runs from base 1 to 1485 and encodes 494 amino acids. Lineage: Eukaryota; Fungi; Ascomycota; Saccharomycetes; Phaffomycetales; Wickerhamomycetaceae.